Molecule: messenger RNA, 2880 nt
Organism: Syngnathoides biaculeatus (alligator pipefish)
Lineage: Eukaryota; Metazoa; Chordata; Actinopteri; Syngnathiformes; Syngnathidae
Gene: ankrd39
Product: ankyrin repeat domain 39
Exons: 5
Coding region: 322-870 (182 amino acids)
Molecular function (GO): protein binding
Source: RefSeq, a predicted model, not a curated record
GAAAGCGACAGUGAAUCUUGUCGGUCUUGUUUUCACCAUUUCCAAAUAAGAAUAAUUACUGUACUGGUCCAAGUAUUGGUCUAGAUUUCAAACAGUUCUCUCGACUAGUUCAUUACUAUAUGCUCUAUUUUACGUAAACUUUAUUAUCUGCGUUAUUUUCUAUUUUAUUUAAAUCGAGAGAGCCGACCCGUUAAUGCAGUACUGUUAGUUGUUGUUUUUUUUUUUUUUAAACAUACUUACAAGUAGCAAUCGUUUGUGUUUGUUAGUAAUUUAAAUGCUUGAAUAGUGAUUAACUUGUAAUUGCCAGUGCAGGCGAACAUAAUGGCUUCUGAUGGAGAACAUUGUUGCUCGUGCUGCACCACUCCACUCUCUCCCGGUGUUUACCAGACAGUGAAUGAGAUGGAUUUUCAACGAGGUAUCUGGUCUGCCGCCAUUGAUGGAGACUUGAAGAGGGUCCAGUCAAUGAUCCAAAAAGGCAUCAAUGCAAACCUCAGGGACUCAGCUGGCUACACAGCUCUACACUAUGCAAGUCGCAACGGCCAUCUGACUGUAUCUGAGUUUCUCCUCGAGUAUGGUGCUUGUGUAUCUCCUCGGACGCCAGGUGGUGGCACUCCCCUCCAUCGGGCAGCAUUCUGUGGCCAUGUGGAUAUCGUAAGAUUGCUGCUGCGCCAUAAAGCUGAUCCAAUGGCCUCUGAUGAUGAUGGUGCCACGCCUCUACACAAGGCUGCAGAACAAGGUCACGAAAAAGUGUGUGUGCUUCUUCUUGAGGUCUGUCCCACACUUUGCAGCCAGAAGAACAAGAGGCUACAGUUGCCCUACCAUAUGGCCUCUCAGGAACAUUUACGGAAGCUCCUAAAACGAUUCCUGUAAUAACGCACAGUUGUUUUGUAUAGGCACGAUGGCCCAGCUGUAAAGCCUUGGCCUCAGUUUCAUGGACCUGCAUUCAAUCCCAGCCUCGCCUGUGUGGAGUUUGUGUGUUCUCCCGUGCCUGUGUGGAUUUUCUCCGGGUACUCCGGUCUCUUCCCACAUCCCAAAAGCAUGCAUUAAUUGGACACUCUAAAUUGCCCCUAGGUGUGAUUGUGAGUGUGACUGUUGUCUGUCUCCAUGUGCCCUCCGAUUGGGUGGCAACCAGUUCAGGGUGUACCCUUGCGUCCUGCCCGUUGACGCCUGGGAUAGGCUCCGGCACUCCCGCGACAGUCAUGAGGAUAGGCAGCUAAGAAAAUGGAUGGAUGGAUGAUUUCUACAUAACUUGUUUUAUAAAAUGUUCAUAGUUUAUCGAUCUACUUCAAUCUGUAAAUGAUAACCGUAAAUGAAAACAUUGAUUCUUAAUAUUGUUGACAUUGCACAAAAUAUUAUUACAUUUGAGCUGAUAAGAUUUGACUGAUUUGAAAUAAGACAAUAACAAAUGUUAAUAUUACAGUCAUGAGGAUAGGCAGCUAAGAAAAUGGAUGGAUGGAUGAUUUCUACAUAACUUGUUUUAUAAAAUGUUCAUAGUUUAUCGAUCUACUUCAAUCUGUAAAUGAUAACCGUAAAUGAAAACACUGAUUCUUAAUAUUGUUGACAUUGCACAAAAUAUUAUUACAUUUGAGCUGAUAAGAUUUGACUGAUUUGAAAUAAGACAAUAACAAAUGUUAACAUUAUCCUAAAUAUAGUUGUAAUUAUGUGCACCCAAAAAAAUGCUUUAAUUAAUCAAUUUUUUUAAUUUAAAGUGCAUAAGACCAUGGAUAUACUGGUCUAGUCCACUUGAGAUCAAAUGGGGGUGAAUGUGGCCAGUGAAAUAAAAUGAGUUUGACACCCAUGAUGGCGUAAAAGCACUACUGUGUUGUACACAGAAAUGUAUGGACAUAAUUCAAUGUAAAAAGUUUCUUUCGGCGUCGCCACAGUGUAUGGCACAAUUUUUUUUAUUUUUAUUAUUUAUUUGUUUGUUUUUAACACCAGAUGCCCUUCCUGACGCAACCUUUCUAAGGGAGUGGAGAACCCAGUGGGAUACGAACCCACAACCCCUGGUUUACCAAACCAAUGCUCUAACCACCGAGAUACGGGCCCUCUGAUAUGAUUAAAUGUACGUUUAAGGAAAAGGGAAAAAGACACAAGAGGGCGCUGAUUCCCAUAAAAUGGUCCACAGAAGCAUCAAAAGAGCUUUACAGUAUGUUGCUCUUGGGCUGUGCCAGGAACACAUACACUCAUACUCACGAGGACUUAGUUGUCACAAUCAAACGCAAAGAGUGCUCACAAGAUCAGUCAGCAUUAGUUUCACACCAAACACAGUGUCCCCUGUCUUGAAAGUAAUCCCAAAGAAUGAGAUAAGCAAAAUGGUAAUUAUCUGACGACUAACUGUGAAAUGUAAAGUACUUUUUAUUUCUGAGUCAUAGGAACAUCUUCUCUACAACAUGCAAACACUCUUCAAUCAGCAGGAAUAAAGAUUAUGCUUUAAAAAAAUGUUUUAGAAAGACUUCAGUGGUUUAAUAUGUAAACUGUUUCAGGUUUGUUUUGCUUUGCUGUUGUUCGAUGUUAAUCGGAGGGCUUGUUCCAAAGUUAUUUGAGCAAUUAUCCCUCAAGAUUGAUGUCAUAUCACUCGAAUGUACAGUUCAUUUACACUGAGAGGGAACUCAAAUGUUAGUUAACAAAAUUAUGGGCGGUGCCUUAUGCAGUUAGGGACUGCUAUUUCCUGAAAAGCCACUGUUUCUAUGGUUUAUUUUCCUUUGUGAGUGGGUUCAAAGUAUUAGAUUUUGCCAUGCUUUUAACAACUCCAGUGUGGAGGUUUCUUUCAGCUUGUCCCUUUCGGGGUCGCCACAGCGUGUCAUCUGAGAUGAACGCACAUAUAUGUUCGGCACAAUUUUUACACUGGAUGCCCUUCCUGACGCAACCCUUCUCAGGGAG